Molecule: messenger RNA, 1550 nt
Organism: Photinus pyralis (common eastern firefly)
Lineage: Eukaryota; Metazoa; Arthropoda; Insecta; Coleoptera; Lampyridae
Exons: 8
Coding region: 447-1493 (348 amino acids)
Molecular function (GO): protein binding
Source: RefSeq, a predicted model, not a curated record
ACCAUGAUAGUUAACUCCUAAAACACAGCAUCACUCCGAUGUGGGUCAAGUGCAGCUCCUAAUGGAAUUUUGUAGAUAACAUUAAUUCAUAUCGAACGAAAAUAGCAACCGAUGAAAAUAGUCGGCGUAAAUAUUUUCCAGCAGGUAUACUUAAGUCCGCGAAAGACAUUAUCGUACAGUUUGAUUCGCAUGUGGAGCUGUACGGACGCACAAUGUUAGAUUACCACAUGUCUAUGGGAAUGUUCACGCUUACAAUUGAGUACCUACGAAUUACAAAUUUUUGGAAUUACAAUUUGUACCAAAAUAUGAAUCAGUAUUCUAUAAUAAUCUAUGCUGGGUGUAGGAUGGAAUUUAUCGUGAUAUAGCCCUAACAUUUCAUUUUGUAUCACACAUCCAUCGAGAUUAACGGAUCGCUUCGCAGAAAUCUCGAAGAACUUCUUAAACUAAUGCUCGUAAUAUGGUGCAAGGAGAACCAAGCCCUUAAGCUAGUGGCAGGAAAACCAAAUGAUGCUGAUAAAUCGAUAAUUAUCCAACGACGCGGGGGCCAGUUCGGUUUUCGUAUGCAUGGAUCCAGGCCAGUUCUAAUUUCCGCAAUUGAACCGGAGACCCCUGCGGAAUCGUCCGGGCUGGAGGUUGGCGACGCCAUAGUCGCGAUUAAUUCGAUCAACGUGCUCGAUAAAAGUCACUCCGAAGCCAUUGAAAUCGUAAGAAGCGCUGGCGAUACUGUAACUCUUGAGGUUUUGAGCACAUGUACCGUACUCAAUCCAGACAAAAUCGAAGAGAAUGACGACGAGGAAGACUCCCUAUACUGUGGUUACAUAUGGAAACUGGCAGGAUAUGCCAGUGGUCUACCCUCGGACAAGUGGUUGCGCCGAUGGUUCACCAUCAAAACCGACAAUUGCUUAUACUACUAUAAAACUGACUCGGACGACCACCCUGUGGGUGCGGUCAUGCUUAUGAAUUACGAGGUUGCAAAAGAUUGUGAAAACCAUGAUCAAACAUUCCGUUUCGAUUUACGAAAAGACGACGCACCUACUCUACAUUUAGCUGCAGAUACUCAGCAAGGAGCUGACCGAUGGAUUGAAGCGCUGGUACAAACUGUGGACCGUUGCCAACUGCAAGAUCGCCGCGUCGAACAAGUAAAAUGGAAUCAAUUAUUGGAACCCGGCGCGAUCAUCAGUCCAGACUGUUUCGGCUAUUUAAUGAGGUUGGGACAUACGUCUUCUAACAGGAGAUAUUGCAUUCUAAAAGAUGGGUGUUUAUACUUUUAUUACGACAUCCAUUCGCAGAACGCAUUUGGGGUUGUCUGCCUUUACGGGUAUACAGUGCACGAAUCAACAGAUCAAUCGAUCAACUUCGCCUUCGAAGUCUUACCAGGAGAUUUAGGUCAGAAGCCUUUAUAUUUUUAUACAGAAACUGAGCAGGACCAAAAAAGGUGGAUAACAGCAAUAGAAUAUUCUAUUAAACAGUCUCAAUGUCUUCAAAUGAAGUAAUAAUAUGUCAUUUUUGUAGUUGAAUAAAUUGUAAAAUAGAGACUACACGUAUAGGUA